AUGGCACAAGGCAGUGGGUACUUGAAGAAAGGCACGAAGAGCGUCAAGAAUAGUGGAUCAAAGCCUUCAAAGAAAGUAGUGAGCUAUUCCCAUAAGAAAUCUGCUGCUAAGUUUACCAAGAAAGGAAACCCCACGACGGAGAUUCGACGUGGAUGUAGUGGCAUGAAAAACCACGGCAGUAAAGCCGUUACGGGCUUUAUUAAUCAGAAUCUGGAGAAUAUUAUGGCCAGUCGUGUACUACAAGCGGGUACGCAAUUGGCUCUGACUGAUGUGAAAGCUCAUGGCAAAGAUCGACUCAAGGAGAUUAAUCAGCAAGCACGUACGAAGAAGAAAAGUCGCGUGGCACAGAAAUUGGCAGCACUGGAACGAUCGAUUAAAGAUCAAGAAGAAGGCAGUAGCAAGUUGAAACGUCCCACGGCUGCCGCCGUCGUCGUCUCCCACUCGUAG
Messenger RNA from Peronospora farinosa, 447 nucleotides. The record is from the annotation of a GenBank genome assembly. Lineage: Eukaryota; Oomycota; Peronosporomycetes; Peronosporales; Peronosporaceae.